AACAGUGAUAAUAUUGAAGAUAAUCGCGAAGAAAAUGGCGAAGAAAAUGGCGAAGAAAAUGGCGAAGGUCACGGAAUAAAAGAUGAGGCUCCAGUUGAAGAAGAGGUUGUAGAAGUCGGCAUUGAACCAGAGCAACCUAUAAAUGUUGCGAAGUUGAAGAAUGAAGACGACGAAGAUGACGAUUUUGAUGAAGAGGAGGUUUCUCUGGAAGAAAAGGACGAAGAUGGAGACGACUAUGUGGAAGGAGACGAUGAUGACGAGGACGACUUUCCCAGUUCCCGUAGAAAACGCAACCGUAAAAAGACACUGCAGUUUAUUGCUAGUGAUGAAGAAAUCAUGUCUGGCGAAGACUAUGGCUACGGUGAUGCGCCUCCACGUAAGAAGAAAAGGAAGUCUAGAUCCAGAUCAAGAUCCAUAGAACCGUCUCGUGGUCGGGUAACAAGAUCUGGCAAGCUGAUUGAAGAAGUAAAUGUGGUUGCUGACGAAACCAGAGACAGCGACGAAGACGAUAUCCAGAAAGAGAUAGCUGAUUUGUACGAUUCUUCGCCAGUAACGACUCCAGUAAAACACAAAUUGCGAGACAGAGUCACCAAAGUAGACUACACGAUUCCACCUCCUUUAACUAACGAGUUGCAGCUCGAUUCCAUGCGUACUGGAACUCCUCCGUAUUCUGCUGGAGGAUACCGUGGAAGGGGACGAAGACCUGCUCCUAGCAAAAACGAAUAUAGAAAGAUACUCUUUCCCACUGCAGGACCAUUUGGUGGAAGCGAUGUGAUCUCGGUUUUUGGAACCAACAUUCCCCCUGGUGGUAUACCUGUUCCUGGCUUAAUUGGUAAUAAUGCCAACUUGACUGCUAUUGGCCAGAACUUGGACGAUUCCGACUCCUCAGAUGAGGAAAUAUCACCCAUAAAUGGUGAAGCUACCGUCUCUAAAAAGCCUGUGUUUUCAGCUCUUGGCACGGAUCCAAAAGACAAGAAGAAAAAUAGUCUCAGCGAUACCGAUCCGUUAGGCAUCGACAUGAAUAUUGACUUCUCCGUUGUGGGUGGCUUGGACAACUAUAUCAAUCAGCUCAAAGAAAUGGUCGCCUUACCGUUGUUGUAUCCUGAGUUGUACCAAAACUUCGGCAUUACACCUCCAAGAGGUGUUUUAUUCCAUGGACCUCCUGGUACUGGUAAGACAUUGAUGGCAAGAGCUUUAGCUGCUAGUUGCUCUACAGCAGAGAGAAAAAUCACAUUCUUCAUGAGAAAAGGAGCUGAUUGUUUAAGCAAAUGGGUUGGAGAAGCCGAGAGACAGUUGAGGCUUCUCUUUGAAGAAGCAAAGAACCAACAGCCUUCGAUCAUUUUCUUUGAUGAAAUCGACGGUUUGGCGCCGGUUAGAUCUUCCAAACAAGAACAAAUCCAUGCCAGUAUCGUUUCCACCUUGUUGGCAUUGAUGGAUGGUAUGGAUAACAGAGGCCAAGUUAUCGUAAUUGGCGCUACCAAUAGACCUGAUUCCAUCGAUCCAGCUUUGAGACGACCUGGUAGAUUUGAUAGAGAAUUCUACUUUCCUUUACCUGACAUCAACUCCAGAAAGGAUAUACUCAAGAUACACACUAGAAAAUGGACUCCUCCUCUUGCCGACCUGUUUGUAGAAAAGAUUGCUGAGUUGACCAAGGGGUACGGUGGUGCUGAUUUGCGAGCUCUUUGUACUGAAGCUGCUUUGCACAGUAUCCAAAGAAAGUAUCCACAAAUCUAUCAGACAAAUGAAAAGCUCGAGGUACAUCCUUCUAAAGUAAAGGUUAUAGCCAAGGACUUCAUGAAGUCCCUCGAGAGAAUCGUCCCUUCAAGUGCCAGGUCUACUUCUACAGGUUCAGCACCUUUGCCAGACCAUUUGAAGUCGUUAUUACAAGAUACUUUAACUGAAGUAACGUCUAAAUUGAAUGACUUACUUCCCGAUUCUGUAGGAUUGCCUGGAAAGAAGAAGUUGACUGCUUUGGAUGAGGCUCUUUACUUGGAUCCUUCUACUGGAGAUGAGGAUGGAGGUUUUGCCAGACAGCAACUAUUGAGAAACUUGGAAAAGUCUCGUGUUUGCAAACCUCAUUUGAUGAUUUCCGGAGAAGCAGGUAAUGGCCAGCAGUAUUUGAGUGCAGCUGUUUUAAACUAUUUGGAAGGUUUUCAAGUCCAGUCGUUGGAUAUGGGGACAGUGUUUGGUGAAGCUACUAGAACACCUGAACUGAGUGUCGUACAAGCAUUUGUAGAAGCCAGAAGACACCAACCUUCGAUUUUAUUUAUUCCUAAUAUCGAUAUCUGGUUCCAGGUGGUUCCUCAAUCAGCCAAGGCUACCUUGACGAGUUUGUUGAGAAAUCUCAAGAGCGACGAAAAGGUCCUUCUUCUUGGAAUAGCUGAAUCACCAGUAGACGAACUUGAUCCUGAAGUCCAGGUUCUCUUUGGCUUGGACAACCAUGCCAAUAAUGUGAAGUUGCAAAACCCCUCAAGGGAACAGAGACAGCAUUAUUUCAGCACAUUGUUCAAGACCAUCAGAAUGAAGCCAUACGAGUUCAUCAACGAUUUGGAGAAUAGACCCAAGAGAAAGUUGAAGAAACUCAAGGUUAUCAAGAGUGCGUCGGGAGGAUCUGACAUGAUCACCGACAAGAAGAAGCUAAAGGAGUUAGAAUACAACGACACCAAGUUGAAGAAUGUGUUGAAGUUAAAGUUUGCAGGUUUGAUGGACUUGUUCAAGAAUCGUUACAAGCGUUUUAAGAAGCCUAUCAUUGAUGAAAAUUAUCUCAUUCAUAUCUUUGAUCCUUCAAUUUUAGAGAAUCCACUCUUACAGUACGAAGUCGCCUAUGUCAAGUCAGAUGACCCUGCUCAUGAGAAUAUGAUCAAGGAACUUGCUACUGGCAGAUACUAUUACAAUAUGGACUUGGACAUCAUCGAAGAAAGGAUGUGGAAUGGCUACUACAGUGAGCCCAAGCAAUUCUUGAAAGAUAUCAAGAUGAUUGUCAAGGAUUGUAUAACUUCGGGUGAUAGGGAGAGAAUUUUGAAAGCUAACGAGAUGUUGACCAAUGCUCAAUUUGGUAUAGAUGAUUUUUCAACCCCUGAAUUACUUAAAGCUUGUAGAGAAUUGAGGGCAAGAGAAAUCAAGAAACAUGACAAAUUGUUGGAAGAAAACAGA
Scheffersomyces stipitis CBS 6054 is the source of this 3153-nucleotide messenger RNA. It is a transcript of the gene YTA7, whose product is annotated as TAT-binding homolog 7, AAA ATPase family. Gene Ontology annotation, biological process: positive regulation of transcription by RNA polymerase II. Gene Ontology annotation, cellular component: nucleus. Gene Ontology annotation, molecular function: chromatin binding; ATP hydrolysis activity; histone binding. The annotation marks the transcript as partial. The record is from RefSeq and is a predicted model, not a curated record. The transcript has 3 exons. NCBI's taxonomy places the organism in Eukaryota, Fungi, Ascomycota, Pichiomycetes, Serinales, Debaryomycetaceae.